CAAGUAUUCAUUAUGCACUCCGAGUAAAAUUUAUUUUGUUUGAUAAGAAAAACCAGGUGGAACAAGCCUGCCCGUCAUGACUUCGAUUUGCUGUCGGCUAUGUCUACUCAACGGUCCCGAUCUCCGGCCGCUUCUAGGUCUUACGGUCGAUUCAAAUAGGUUCGGCGAACCGGUCACUUCAGCCCUGUCCCAACUCAUCGCUUGUUACUUGGCGAUUGAGCCUCUUAUCGCAAGUCCAGCCACGACCUACAUCUGCUCCGACUGCGGAAACACGAUCGCCAAGUGGCACUGGUUCCGGGAGUCAUGUCUCCAGAAUGAUGGCGUCUACCGGAAGAUGGUUCCAGAGCAGAUUGGCGAAUACCAAGUUGUUGAGGUCAAGCAGGAGAUCGAUAUCGGCGAGCACGAGUACAGCGACAGCCUGAUCACGGAACCGCUGGCUUCGUCUUCUAAAGAGAGCCAGGGUUGUCCCGAGAAGGGGAUCGCUGAGAUGAGCUCUCCAGCUAAGGCGGAUCAAUACCACGAUGUUGUGGUGAAACAGGAGCAGAAGGAUGAGGUUGGCGAGCAAGACUACAGCGAAAACUUGCCCACCGAACCGCUCGAUCUUGCUCCGAAGCCGUUGCCGAUAAAGAAGGUUCGCAGCAAAAAGGUGCCUGCUAAGAAGAACCUACCAGCAACGGUGGAAGAAGGAGGGGAGCCACCGGUGAAGAAAAAGAUGGGACGGCCUCGACUUACGGAGGCACAAAGGAAUCAAAAGGGACAAAUGUGUGCGCAGUGUGGGAAAGUGGUGAAUAACCUGUCCGCUCAUUUGACAAUGCACAACCAGGAUAGGUGCUUCCAGUGUCCACAUUGCCCGAUGAGUUUCUACAGCAAAGCCAACUGGAAAACUCACGUCAACGUGCACACAAAGGAAAUCAAGUACACCUGCCCGGUGUGCGGUAGAAUUUUCUGGCGAAACAACACUCUCCAGACGCACAUGCAAAGUCACUCGACAGAUCAGGCCUACAAAUGUCCGCACUGUCCGAAAGUGUACCGGUUGCGAGCCGGGCUGGCAGUCCACCAGAAGAGUCACACCCAGGAGCCGGAUGUGCCGUGUGAGGGAUGCGACAGAAAGUUUUAUUCAAAGGCUCAACUGGACAAACACGCCGUCAUGCACCGACCGGUUAAACGAUUCGUUUGUAAAAUUUGCGAACAAGGUUUCACCAAGAAGCCGUACCUGAUGAGGCACAUGGAGAAAAAUCACCCAGAUUGCAUAGAAGUGGAGGAGAAGCCCAAUAUUGGAGCUGAACUCGGAAGUUUGUGAACGUUAGGUGUUAAUUAAAUCAAAUAUA
This is a messenger RNA of Culex pipiens pallens (northern house mosquito), 1328 nucleotides long. RefSeq names its product replication initiator 1-like. The coding region runs from base 77 to 1300 and encodes 407 amino acids. NCBI's taxonomy places the organism in Eukaryota, Metazoa, Arthropoda, Insecta, Diptera, Culicidae. Gene Ontology annotation, molecular function: DNA-binding transcription factor activity, RNA polymerase II-specific; RNA polymerase II transcription regulatory region sequence-specific DNA binding; zinc ion binding. Gene Ontology annotation, cellular component: nucleus. The record is from RefSeq and is a predicted model, not a curated record. The transcript has 4 exons. Gene Ontology annotation, biological process: regulation of transcription by RNA polymerase II.